Messenger RNA from Bombina bombina (fire-bellied toad), 635 nucleotides. RefSeq names its product chromosome unknown C11orf98 homolog (gene CUNH11orf98). The coding region runs from base 87 to 431 and encodes 114 amino acids. NCBI's taxonomy places the organism in Eukaryota, Metazoa, Chordata, Amphibia, Anura, Bombinatoridae. The transcript is spliced from 3 exons. The record is from RefSeq and is a predicted model, not a curated record.
AUAGGAUUACGUCACGAAAGUAGAGCGAGGCUUGGCACGCACACGGAAGCGGAAGUACUACUUUGAAUACCUGUGAAGAAUCCAGCAUGGCUCCUGGGGGAAAGAUCAACAGGCCUAAGUCUGACUUGCAAAAGAGCAUCUUGAAACGUCGCCGGGUUAAAACUCGCGAGAAGCACCGGAAGAACAAAGUGAUUGGGGCUAUAGUGGACAAAGAGUUAAUUACAGCCCAUCACUUAAGGAAAAGAUCCUCCAGCGCCAGAGCCAACAUCACCCUCUCUGGGAAGAAGAAAAGGAAACUCAUAAAGCAAAUCCAGCAUUUACAGAAAGAAAAGGGGAAAAUGGAUGGUGAGGAAGUAUUUACCAACACACAAACACUGAUCUAUCAUGCAGCAUUCUUCUCAGUAUUUACUGGGGGGCUUGUGGAGGAGUGAGGGGGCCAGAAUAGGCUGGUCGUGGUUACGUGUAUAAUAGGUCGGGGCAGGGCAGUCCAGGGGCAGCAGGACAGAACUACAACCGCUGGAAAUUAAACACAAGCAAACGAUAAGCUACAUGAAGAAAAAAAUCAUUAACAUAAUCUAUUGUUAUAUUUUUGCUGACUGUAAAGUGAAAAUAAAACUUUUAUGAUUCAGAUAGAA